UACAAUUUAGUCGCCUGUCGGACUCGAGUCGUCGGAGGUAUCCGAAACUUAAUUCGAAAACUCGAGCCCCUCCUUUGUCGGGAACGCGGGGCUCAUUACGUUCAAACGCGUAACCCCGUUGUACGCACGUUGUUCUUUUUAUCAAUGAACAAUCCCGUGGUCGCUCGUCGUGCGUUGAGAGCCACUGAAGUUUCGUAUAAUUUAUGCCAAGGCGGAGACGUGCGCUCUCCGUUGCCGUAGGUGUGUAAUGUGGUUCAAUUCGGAGGCAUCCUCGAUCGUGGUUCGGGGAUAUCUUCUGGGAUUCGCUCGUGAAAUCUAUGCUCGAGGCGGCGACAGCGGGGUAAACGACUUAUUAUUAACGUUACGAGUAGUAGAUCGCGAAGACGAUCCCGCAACGGGAGUGCCGGUGCAUAAGUGUUCUUCUAUUCCUAUUCAGUGAUCAAUGAACUCUGCGUUGCUGUAUGCUGGCCCGUGCUGCCACUGCGUUUUAUUAAACCGGCAGAUAUUCUAGGCCCCGCCUUUUUCCACCCAAACCUUAGCGUUCAUUUCUUCUACUCAAGCCUCGAUGCACACGACCGAUUUAUUAACGCAAUAUCAUGACAAUGUAAUAGGGAACUAUAAAUCAAAUUUUCCGCUAAAGAACAAGAUAAUAGGCGGUCAUUCUACAGUUUUAUAGUAGAUGACUAAAGAUGAAUGAUAUAGAAAGCAUAAGCAUGAAGGGUAGCGGAGGAUCUAAGAUGCCUCAUAGUCAUUCGACUCCAGCAGGUGUUGAUGGAGGCAGUAGAACUCCUCCUACGACACCUAGAAAAGCUGGAAAAAUGCUAGCUGUUCGUGUACAGAUGUUGGAUGAUACCAUUACAAUGUUUCAAGUUCAGGCGAAGGCUUUAGGUAGAGUGUUAUUUGAUCAAGUCUGUAAACAACUACAUCUUUUGGAAGCUGAUUAUUUUGGUUUGGAAUAUCAAGAACCUAAUGGAACGAAAUACUGGUUAGAUUUAGAAAAGCCAGUCUGCAGACAGGUCGGAUUAUCGUUAAUAGAUCCUCUGUUGAGAUUCUGCGUUAAAUUUUAUACACCCGAUCCAGCGCAAUUGGAAGAAGAGUUCACGAGAUAUUUAUUUUGCCUUCAAAUCAAACGGGACUUAGCUCAAGGUUUAUUACAGUGCAAUGAUAACACGGCAGCUCUGAUGGCCAGCUAUAUCGUUCAGGCCGAGUGUGGAGAUUAUGUGAUAGAAGAUUAUCCUGAUCAUACGUAUCUGUCGACUUACAAAUUUGUGCCUCACCAAGAUCAAGAAUUAGAGCGUCGCAUUAUGGAGAAUCAUAAAAAACACGCAGGUCAGUCGCCAGCGGAAGCGGAUUUAAAUUUGUUGGAAACGGCGCGACGCUGUGAACUUUACGGAAUGAAAAUGCAUCCAGCGAAAGAUCACGAGGGCGUGCCACUGAACUUGGCAGUGGCCCAUAUGGGGAUAGUAGUCUUUCAAAAUUACUCCAAGAUCAACACGUUUAGCUGGGCAAAGAUCAGGAAAAUCAGCUUCAAAAGAAAACGAUUUUUAAUCAAGCUUCAUCCGGAGGGUUACGGUUAUUACAAGGAUACUGUGGAAUUCUUUUUCGAGGGCCGCAACGAGUGUAAAAAUUUCUGGAAGAAAUGCGUAGAGAACCACGGAUUCUUCCGUUGCUCGGUAGUGAAACGAGUAGUGCGACAGAAAACGCGAGUUCUCAGUCGCGGCUCUUCGUUCAGGUACAGCGGAAAGACACAGAAGCAAAUCGUAGAAUUCGUACGGGACAAUUACGUGAAGAGGCAGACGUUUCAAAGGUCCAAUUCGUUCCGGCAGACUAGCGGUGGUAGGGCAUUGCAGGGCUUGGAGGGGGGAGGCUAUCGUGGGGCCACUCCAAGCAGCUCCCUUAUGGGCAGCUCCAGCAUCUCUGCCCACCCCCUCCUGCCCCUCGGCGAUCCUGCCCUGGAAACCCCAGCUCUGUCUCUAUCAUGCGGCUCGAUGACACUGGAUUCUCCGACGACUGUGACGAGUGUCUCGAUGGGAGGGACGAUUCACCGUCGCGAAGAUACAGCUACAUCGUUUCGGACUCUUACCUCCAUCGACGUCCAUUCGCCGGCCACACCCAGCCAGGUCCCAGCACCGCGGCCGAUGCUUGCUGUCAGCCAGCAGCGGAUUUCAUCAGCAGGUCGUAUCAGCCCCUCUAACAGCAGUCCCCCUGAAUUCCCACCACCGCGACCCAUGCCCAGACAUCCCUGGCAGCGAUCGGCCAGUUGCCGCGAACUAUACGCCUCUAGCUUCGAGGAUUCAGGGAAAACGCGAUCGAAAGACGAGAAACCUUCCUCCUCCGAUGAUCCUAUAUUGGAACCGUUCCGUUUACCAUCCCAGGGUGAGCUAGACAACCCCGUAACGCGCUACGACGAGAGCAAUCGUUCGUACAGCGCGGCGAGUUCGAAGCUACCCUCCCUCGAUCACGACUCUGUGCCCGAGCGCGUUUAUAGCAGCUCCUAUCCGGGCACGUCGUCGUUGUCCACCGAAUCCGGCCACGAGGAGUCCGGCCCGGCGGGAGAUCUAUCGCACGAUGAUCUCUCGCACGACUCGUACGAACUGUUGGAACGCGAGCACGAAUUUGAAUAUCCGGAAUCAUAUUCGAGUCCGCGCGACGACGAGGAAGACGAGAACGAACAAAUGACUGACCGUAGCGAUGAAGGAAUCGAGCACGAGAUGUUCCAAAUGGACUCGGAGACCGAUUCCUUCGUCAAGCACCGGUCGAUCAAGUCGUCGGACAAGCACCAGUUCAAAUCUGUGCUCGCGGAUCUGAAGAACGCUAGGACAAAGUCGAUCGAUCGGUACUCAGCCACGCCCGCGAAACCGGAACUCACUGGUGUCAGUGAUUACAUCACCGUUGAGUCUCGGAUACAACGUAGUAGUACGCAGAUCGAACGAAGGUUUGAGACGCGACAUUCUAAUUCUAUAGAACAACCGCAACAACAGAGCAAACUUUCUCUCCCCCAUCAGGAUUCAGGUAGGAAGGACCCGGUAGUGUUGCAAGUGCAAAAACAAAAGAUGUCCAUGCUCAACGAGUUGAAGAAUUUCAGACCGAAAUAUAAGAUCAGUCACGUUGACUCGGAAGUUUUGCGGGACGAGGGUAUAAUGCGUCCGAAGUCGCGGAUAGACGACGAUCUCAGUCCCGUCGAUUCCACCGGCAAAUCGAUCGCGGAUCAGAGGGCGAGAACGAUUAGGGCGCGAAGUAUAGCUAGCUUGGAUGAUCAUAUAUCGCGCGCGUACGUAGAGACUGGUAGCUUAGGUCGGAGUCACAAAGCCGUUAGCUCAUCAGGUAGGAAAUCGAGUAGGGAUAACGAUGCGAAACUGGAGAAAAUGUUGGCGAAGUUACAAGACAAGGAACGUAGGAGCAUGGAUCGGGAAGAGAGAAAGCGCAUUGAAAGAGAUCAUUCGAGGGAGUACAAGAGAACAGAGAAGAGCGAAGCGAGGGAGCGUCGGUCGAUCGAGCGGUUGGAUUCGCGAAGUCGACGAAGCAUUGAGCGAAUAGACAGCAGGGAAUUGCGAAGAAGCAUCGAGAGAUUGGAGGUAAGGGAAAGAAGUUAUGAGAGGCUGGACAAGGAGAGCUCGUCCCGUUCCCGGGACCCGUACGAAAUGCGCGGGAAGAGUGUAGACCGUUUGGACUCGCAAGGACUUCGCAGCAGCACGGAGUACCUGAACAGAAGUCCGAAGGAGAAAUCUGGCAAUCAUCGGCACGCGGAACGUCGGGAAAGAAGCAUGGAGCGGCUGGACUCGAGAGAGAAGAAGAGAAGUCCCGGUGGACGAAGUAGCACGAUGGAUUACAAUCAAAGGCACACAUUGGAGCGCUUCGAUUCGGGAAACAGAAGUCCGUUCGAAAAGAUUCCUGCGAGAGAACACCGUGGGAAGAGCGUUGAGAGAUUGGACUCGCAGGAAAGACCUACCUUCGAUUUCGAUCCUCUCACUAUCGAGCGGCUGAAAUCGUUGGAAAGAUAUAACAGCGUACCAAAGGAGAAGGGAUACGAUAGGAAGUCGGAGAGGAAGUCCGAGAGAAGGCACACGGAUCGACUGGAUUUGCGAGAUCGAAAAUACUUGGACAGAUACGAGUCGAGAGGAGAUGGAAGCCUCGAGUACAGCGAUCCAGAUGUCUUCGAGUGGGGAAAGAGCAGUGUAGAGAAGAUCGAGUACAAGGAACCGAAGAAAAAGGAGAAACGAACGGAAAGGGGGAAAUCGGAAGAUAAGCCACGCGAGAGGGAUGAUUGGAGGAGUUUAGAAAAAGCACGAAAAGACGAGGAGAAACGCGAGCGCGAACGUCAAACAAAACUGUCGAUAGAAUCGAGAACAGACACUGUGAUCGGAGUGCCCAUGGAGUUAGAAAAUUACAAGACGAAAACGAUGUUCACGGAGUACGAGCCCAAGAUCGUCGGAGGAGUCGUCUUGGGCUUCGACGACACCAUACCAGGUCACACGCCCGUGGAACGGACGAAGAGCGAUCCUAAUCCUGCGCGACAAAGAUUAGGUUCGAAUAGUAAACGACACAUAUUGAUGCAUCAGAAAUCGAUCGAUUUGACGCCGGCCGAUUCUGGGGACGAGGACGCGUUAUCGGACAGCGCGGCCAUGCAAAAGACGAAUAUCGAAAUACCAUAUACGUUACACAAGCGACACGUUAUGAACGGAACCGCCUCUGACGAGAAGUCUGAGUCCGACAGCAGUAAGACUGUUUCGAAGAAGACGGCUACGACGGUUGCUAGGGAUCUUCCUAAGUUGCCUUUGAAGAUGAUCACGGACAUCGCGUCAUUCGAUCUUUCGAAACUUUCGUCGAUAGACAAACCCAGCAGCAAGCUAUCACCGGAUAAACCAAAGAGCGCUACGAUCAUACCUGCGAAGCCCAAGUCCAUUCUCUCGAGCCCGUCCGACAGCAAGCCGAAAAGCAUACUGAGUCCUACUUCAAAGUUGUCACCGACCGAUGCGAAGAACGUGGUUUCCAGUUUUUCACCAACAAACAGAAGUCCAUCCAAGGUGAGUUCGAAAGCACCGUCGCCCGACAAGAAAUCUCUCAAGUCCGGUUCCUUGGACAAGAAGUCCAGUUUAGAUAAGAAGCUGUCACCGAAGUUGUCACCGGUCGAACCGAACGUCACCAUCGUCUCGUCGAUCGAGAAAAGAUCGCCGAAAUUGUCACCAACAGACCCGAGCGUGACGAUCGUCUCCGUGAUACAAAAGAAGAAAUCACCAUCAGAGCCGAAGAGUCAGAGAUCCCUGGAGUCGAAGACAAAGCCAAUGAAUUUCGCCGAUGUGGUCGGAAUGGAGAUGAAGCAGAAGUUAGAACGGAAAGCUAAGUCCGAGAGUGUGGAGAAAGAUAGUCUCAAAGCGCCAGAUGAUGGUUUAGAAAAGCAGGAUAGCAUCGAGAAGAUUCCUUUACCGGAAAUUCCUAAACCGUUCGCGUCCACGGAGGAACUUGUGGAUGAUUCUCCUCGAAAGCUAUCCGAAACCGUGGUUGUGGAACAAAAACAGGAGCAAGAAGUAGCGAAGGAAAUUUCGACGACAAGGGAGAAACCCAAAGUUCCUGAAAAACCGAAGACUCUGGAAAAACCCAGCAUACCAGAGAAGACGAAACGUAUCUUGGAGAAGAUUGAGAUGAAAUUCUCCGAAGCGAAGGUCACGAAACCAAAAAUCAUCGACACCGGAUUCGACGAUUUCGUGGAGCCAGUCGCUGACCUGCCCUUGGACGAGAUUCCAGUGAAACCGGCAUUGGAGUUGGACAGUUUGAAAGUUCCAGAAUUCGUUCCUUUCAUGUCGAGGCCUCACGGCGAACCUCUUCGCUCGAAGUCGCUGUCUCUGGCCGAAGAGAAAGCACCUAUCGACACGCUGCUGUCACCAGAGAUGGAGAACAAACACUUUGUUCCGGACGUGUCACCGAAAAGAGCGAAGAAAGCUAAGCCGGAGCCGAAAAAAGAUUUCAAAAAACAAUCCAAAUCUUUGGAGGGAGACAAACCACCACCGUUGAAGAAGACGUCAUCGAAGGAGUCCCGGGCACCAACUCCUAGUUCGAAGAUAGACAAAUCCAAAUUGAAACUUGGCGAGAUGCCACAAGAGAUCAUCAUCAUUGACUCGACGGAUGUCGCACCAGAAGUGAGCAUCGUACAGAAGGGCAGAUCCAAGUCUGUGACUCGUUUACCCGAAAAAGCGUACUCUGCUUCGAAAGAGGAAGAGAGUAAAGAGACCAAGGGAAGAGCGAAGUCUGCCUCGGUCGACGAAGAGCUGAUCAAACUUGCCGCGAAGUCUGAGAAAUCAAGACCAAAGUCCUUGGGUAUUUCGAAGAGCUUAGGCAGCACCGAGCGAAAGGACUCCGCAGAGAAGAUAUCGCCGAAGAGGACCGUCGUGAAAUCUGGAUCGAAAUCCGAGCUGAGGUCGCCGACGUCGUUGAAGGAACUAGUGCCCAAAGUACAGGAAGCGGCCAAAGCAUCUCGCACGGGCGUCGAAUCGAAAAUGGAAACAGAGACUGAGAAGCAGUCAUUGGAAAAAAUGAUCACGCGUGAAAUUAGCGAUGCAAAAGCAACGGAAGAACGUCUGUCGGAGAAGAGAAGCUCCCUUCCUCAAGAUUUGGCACAGUCUCCGAUGACGGACAAGAAACCGAUGGCUGGACCGUCACCAGUGCUCUUUGCUCGCGCGCGCUUAGGUCUCUCAGAAGGAAGUGGAAUCGGCGCGUUACAAAGGCAAGGUGCAACGCAGUCUCCUACAUCUCAGAGGCGAGCAAAAUCAUUGGACGCGCCUGUUAUAGCAGUGCACAAACUCCCACCGGCGAAUGCUUUCUCAAGCAAGGAUGACACCGUUGACGUAUCGGAGACCGCUGAAGAACAAGAGGCUCGUGAAAAAGAAGCCGUGGCUUUGGAAGUAGGUCCUAGCGCUUUCUUGGUUCCAGUGAAACCGCAAUCGAUACAGAUAGAAGCUUCGCCUAACCACAGAUCCGAUAGCACCGAUCAUACCACCGUGCCAGAAAUAUUUACGGAUUCGUUAUCGGUCACGGAGACCUCCGCUCAGUAUUUGGAAUCGCCGUUAACCGAGUGCAACGAGAUCACGGCGAGUGCGGAGCUGAUUCCUUACGAGAGGGACGCGCCCAGGUUGGAUGCAGUGAACGGCGUGGAACCGAAGACGAUGCUGGACGCGUUGAAGAGGGAUGAAAAAACGAAAUUCAUCGAUCAGAGCUCGGUAGAGUCUGGUGAUCAAGAAAUCGGUUUCGACAAAGUCGUCAGAGCGGAGAAAAUCGAUCUAUUGAGCGUAUCGAAAACUAUUGAGGGAUCCGUGAUUCCAAGAUCGACCGUCACGGUCGAGACUAUGUCACCGACUAAAGAAAGGAUACCAACCACCGUAGUCACUCCCAGCGAGCCUAUAAUGAAGCCGUGCGAAGUUGAGAUUCGCGCGGAAUCUGCUGAAGUAGAAGAAACGGAACCGCGAAUAUCAUUGCAGCAGGACGAUUCAAUUGUCGAGAAGAGACAGGAGAGAGAUGAUCUUCCAGAUGUCACGAUUACCAAGGUACCUACGCGAGAGGACAAGGAAACGAGAGUGCUAUCUCCGAGAUCGAUCGACUUCGAUGAUCAGGACAUGAUCAAAUCUCCGAUUCAAAUUUCUAUUGAAGAAUGCUCUGACGACGACGCCGACGGCGAAGAUGAAGAGGAAGAGAUGGUUCCCAGCGAGGAGGAUCAAGAAGACGUCGAUCAGGGGCCGCAGGAACACGAGGGCGAGGAUAAUCGGCCAUUAGAUUCCGCUGAUACGAGCGAGGACACGUUGGACGCUUUGGAUACACAGGUACACAUGCGUGGUAUCGACAGUGAAUUGAGUUCACCGGAUUAUGGAGUUGAUAAGAUGGACGAGAAGACCUUGGUCGAAGUUGAGCUGACGCCAGAGUAUUUGGAGAUGAGAAGAGAAGAUGAAGAAGGAGCAGAGGAACUACCGAAAGACGAGGAUGACGGACUUACGAAGGAAACCACGAAAGGUUCACCUGGCGAUGAUGGAACGAGUUCAGCGAGUCGCUUGUCUAUUGAAAAGAUGCUUCGUUUGAGCAGCGAACGAUCCAGGAGCGAGGAGACCAGCACCUGGACGCCGGACCGCGAGGAUCCCGAGUCUAGUUCCUGUUCCAUAGCUCGUCCCUUGGGUAUCGGUCAAAUUCAGCCUAUAGUGGAUCGUCGAGAGAUCGCGAUGAUAAAAGAAGCGCGCGGCACGGGUUCUUUGGAAGAUGAAAAUAGUAGCGGUUCCCAACCGGGACACAGGCCCGAAAUGAGUUCUACUUGGAAAUCUUUCCCGUUGGAAAGCUCCGGAAGCUCUAGUAUCGAAGAUGGAUGGCCGGGUCAGGACGACAACAACGCGGUCCAAUCUCAAUCCGAAGAUAGCAAUGGACAGAACGAAGAUAGCUUCCAGGAAGAUCUGAUCGAUUAUCCUAGAAGUUUUGUUCCCAUCGGGCCUGAUAUACUGACCAGUUGCGGAACCUUCGCUCUGACCAGGACCCUGUCGAGGAUAUCUGAGAGGUCUACCACGUCGGAACAGGACAAGAGCGAUUUAGAAGAUUCGUUCAAGCCCAGCUCGAGGUCUCCGAGUUUAGACGACGAGUCGUUGAUAUCCAGCGACCAUCAACUCUCAUUAUCGUCCGAUCCACCGUCCGGUACGCCGCUUCCUUCCAUUUCCGAUGACCGGCGGACGUCGUCCGAGUUACCCGAUAUUCCUAUAGACAUGAUGUCCACCGUUCAAGAAGAGGAAAGGUCUCCUAAAUCGAUCAAGGCGAAACUCCAAGAACAAGGUUCGGAGGAGUGGCCUUCGCCUCCUAGCUCGCCAGUGUUCGAGUCUCACGUUGUCAGACACGUGGAGACAGUUUAUUCGGAGAUCAGGCGAGAGGAGGCUGUGAAAGUAACUGUGACAGAUAGCACAGAAACACCAGGUAAAGUGGAUCAAGACAGCGACUCCAGCGACGAGAAUCGAACCCUGCAUGACGACCUUCACUCCACACUUCUCGAAGACGGACACAGUUCUACCUCUGCAACCACCGUCGACGGCACCGUGAAGAUAGUUGUGAAACCGAAAUCGAAUUCACACGUGACCGGAUCGUCUCAUAGCGAAGACACCUCGAUGGGUCUGUCGAUGUCCGAAUGGUCCAGCUCGAACAACACAGUCCGGCAGUUCUGUCAAUAUUCCGGUACCAAGUCCGAUGACAAUUCCCUGGCAGAGUUAGGUGCUUCAAUUUCUGAUUGGUCCGGCAGCACGACUGUGAUACCGCAGCAGCAUUAUUCGCCGAUGACCGUGGAGAAGAGCCAAAGCGACACGACGACCUCGGACAAGAGCGUGACCAGUAUGAGGCCGAAUUCCAAGUGCAAGAAAUCUACGGAUGGAUCCCCGGUGACUUCACCAUCGCCACCGCUGCCACCGCCUCCUAUUUCGCCUCCUCUCACGCCUCCACCUACGGCGCCCAUGGACAGGCGUUCCCCGUUCGACGACGAAGAUCUUCCGCGAUCUCCAACGGGAAGGAGGAGUUCCAGAGACGAGCAGCUGGACGAAGCUAGAAGAUUUAUCGAAAGCCAAUUCGACGAACAACGGAGACUAUCUUCUCGACGAUACGAAGAAGACGUUUCACGGGAACGAUCACCCACUGGAAGGAGCUCCAGGGAAGAGCAACUGGACGAAGCCAGAAGAUUUAUCGAGAGUCAGUUCGAUGAACAGCGUCGGCUGUCGUUGCGACGUGAUGACGAAGAUCGGCAACCGGAGGCGAGGUCGUACGGGGGCAUUUCCCCACCUCGGAUAACUCUGCGGAAUGAGUUCGACGAGGCGAUCGACGACGAGUUCAGACUGAUGUCCGACGACGGUGAUGCGCCGCUACCGAUUCUCGAGGAGGAAGAAGAACUGGAGCACGAUGUGGCGUUGCGUGAAGCGGAAGAAGAGGAUCGUCUUUACGACAACGUCCCUGCGAUGAAGUAUUCCAGUGGUGAUCAGAUAAGGAUGGAAGUCGGCCGCGGAGACAGUUCGGAGGAUAUGCACGAAAAGUAUGCGGAUUUAGCUCUGGGUCCGCGUCCAGGAGACGACGACUGGUCGUUCGAGGAGGAGAGCGCACAGAAGGGGAAAAAGUCGAGCAGGUCUUCGAAAUUUGAUCGGGGUUUCUCGGAGCCAACAGAUUCAGGCAGGUACGAAACGAGGUCGACCGAGAGGCCAGUACUGGUUCCCAUCCGAGCAAAAUCCACGCCAUAUUACUCGACAACGAGUCUCAGCGGCGAGUCGACCACAUCUAGUCCGCCCAUGCCGAUCAGGACGCAGAUUCGAACGAAAACGAUGCCUUACUCGUCAACCAGGAGUCCACAGAGCGAAGGCGACACUUCCUCGAGCAUGGACAGUCCUGUUCACACGCCGAUUCACGGUUCCCAAGUCGCAGUACGCAGAAGACGGCGGGAGAACCUGAAGAGGCGGCACCGAGUGGUGGUCGAUCUCGAGGCGAAAGACAACCAAGUUGUUUCGAGCACCGAUUCUAGCUUCGAUGUGGCCACCAUCCCGCCGCCUUUGCUCGCCUCCGAUCGUCCUAGCGCCGAUAUCGACGACGAUGACGUCGACGAUGACGAUUAUUCGGAGGCGAAGAACGAACAACACAAUCGACGACAACAUCGUUGACGGGAUCACCGUUAAGAGAUCUAAUUCUCCUGCGUCGUUCUCGAUGUCUUGUUGCGUUUUGGGUCAUGACGAGAAGGAACAACGUCGUGAUGACGAAACGCAACGGGAGUGUGACGGGAAUUAUAAAAUGAUCUGGAUCGAUCUCGGUCGGUGACGAGAGACCAGAAGUUAUUACGUGCAAAACAAUCUAGUCUAAAGGAGGAAGGAAUUGAAUGGAGAAUACGUCUUGACGACGAAGAAACCGAGGAUCUGUGCGAAAGGAAUUAAUAGAGAAGUGUUCGGUUUGAUUAUAGAAGAUAUCGCGCAAACAUUCUAGUCAUUAUAGUCUAAAGUAAAGGAGGGACGAGUUCGUCUCGAUGACGAACAAACCGAGAAUCGAACGAUGCCUGUGCGAAAGGAAUUAUCGACUAGGUGAUCUGGAUCGAUAUCGGUCGUUAACGUGAGAUCAAAAAUAUCGUGCAAACAAUCUAGUCUAAACCUAUCGCAGUGUAAGAGUAAUUAGUACGUUUGUUACACGUUUUAGAAAUUCAAUUUAAUUUGAUACGAUAUAUCGUCGUUACCGCGUGGGAGCUUUUUUCCGAGAUUCAUAAGAAGAGAUUGAAAGAUGAAGCAGAAUUUUUAAUUCCAUCGUAUGUACUUAAUCGCGUCCUGCCGUGUGUUCGGAAACACAGGUGAGAUGAAGCUAAACCUAUUAACGAUAAUUAAUUAGUCUAGGAAAUAAUACGAUAUACGGUAAGAGUCAGCGAAGGAUGAUACGUGUUAACUCGUCCCGAUUAACUCCUCGAUGCAGUUUCGUAGCAUCGCGUCGUGUUAUAAAUUACGGUGAUCAGCCUGUUUCGAGAUAUUCUCGAACUUGUAACUCAUCGAACGAAUUAAGUGGGCAAUGUAUGAUACUGCGUACGUAUGAACGAUUGUGUACGGUUGUCGAGGAGUUAAUUGGGAUCGUCGCGGCGCGGAUUUUAUUUCCGUUCGUAAGAAUUCUCGUGGGGAACGGACGUAGUUUGGAUGAAGGGGAACGAGGUAUAAAAGAGACGCGGUGUCGACGAUGCUGAAAAAAGCAUACGAAAGAACGACAAUCAUUGUUGGAUAACGAAAGCAUCGUUAAAGAGAAAGGGCAAAGGGAAGGAUCGGAACCGGUGGAAUUGGUCAGUUUUUGUUCCGAAAUCGAAUCUUCGAUCGGUAGUUUAGUUUGUGUCUCGUUUUAGGACGGAGGACAAGUUGCUCAACGUAGAUACUUAUAAAAGAUGUUUAUCGCGUAAUUUCGUUGAUACGUAUAUUAUUGUAUAUCGAAUUGCGAUUCACGCGAAUGAUUAUAUUGAAGGAAAAACGCGCAAAGAUUCCGUGACUGGUCGAUUAACGUCUCCAUUAUCUUAAAGUUAAUAAAAAUUGAAACGCGUCUCCCGUUCAAGUUUCUUUCGCGAAACGAAGAUCUCGCAGUGUCUAGCUCGAUGAAGGUUUAUCGGUAAACGGUGCAAGGGCCAAGGCCGGCCUUCGUGACGAAGGUUACGGUCGUUGAAAUUCUCUUUUGAUGUCAAUUAUAAUAACGUCGCGUCGAUGAAAGUGCUCGCUUACGUCGUUCAACGUUUAAAAAUAUCGGGCGGACCUUGAGCAUCAAUCGUCGUUUAAUUGUAUGUGUUCCGUCGUAUAAUAAGAGUCGCGCUUACGAUUAGGAGAUGGAUAUACGUGACUGAACGAAACGAACUCCGAUAGAAGAGGCAGGCAACUGAGAAUUCCAUUGAUUUCGAUGAGUCUGUUUUAAACGCGUGGAUAUAUUCUUUUCGGAUAAUGAACGGAAACGUCGAUAGACGAAAUUUUGUUCAACGAGUACACGUGUAACGAGAUAUCUCGUUAGCUUAUUAGCGAGCUCGAUAUUCCCAGUACACGCGAGUAAUACGGACGAGAGUAGCCGGAUCGGCCGAUGCUAAAUUUACGUUGAACGAUCAAUAAAUAAUAUAUGACGGAACUCGUUGGAGAAAAAGAGUGUUGCAUGCCGGCUUAACGCGUAACGUUACGUCGAGCGUAAGGCGACUACGUAAAAAUAAUAUCUUUGCUCAUCUCGUUCGCGAUUAAAUAUUCCACUCGACUCGUAUGUAAAAAAAAAAAAAGAACUCGUGUGGGUUACGUCUACGCGGUUUUUUAACAAAAUUAAUUGAUUUUCAAUUAAUCGGCCUGUGUACUGAGUUAUUUAUUUAUUUUUUUCAAUUCGUUCCGAGACGAACUCGAAAGCAAUAAUAUUUUAAUUAGUAGGAAGACGUUUAUUGUUGACGGAAGCAAGGCUAGUGCACUUCUAAACGUUUUCGCGUGAGAGGGGAAACACGGAGGGGAGCCGUGUUCGUUGCAACGAGAACACGAUUAACCGAAUCUCUUGAAAUUUUUACUCGCACCACUACAAUUAAGCUGCGAAUGUCUACGAUAAAUUCAUAAUUUUAUAGAUUCAACGGAAUAUCUGUGUACAAAUUUGUUUCACCCUCUGUGUGUCGCGAUAUAUAUUCACGUACAUUGGAUACUUGGUGUAUUUUUCUGCAUCGAAAUUGUCCAUGAACGCGUGAAUGUCCGCAAUCGAAUUACUCAGUCGUUUGAAUGAGGAAAAAGAUGUUGGAGGAUAAACAGUGGUGGCGGGGAAGCCGAGCUUAGAUAAUCUGAAUCGUUCUGUGAUUCGUCGCGAGAUGAGAAACGCGAGAAACGGGAGGGUGUACAUAAAAUAAUCGGAUUAUCGGAUGGGCAUAAGAACGUUUCGCGAAACACGAAUGUUUCGAAGAAGUAUAUCGUCCAACCGACCGAAGGGCGAUCGUUGAUAAUCAUAGUUAUCGUUGAACGAAGUCGUUAAUCACCACCGUGACCAUCAAUCGCUAUUCCAUUAAUCAUUGUUACGCUAUUAUCGCUACAUUUAAUUGAUUAAAAGAAGAAACGAAAGGUUAAUUGUUACUAUCGUAGAGGGCAGUGAAGAUUAUACGAAGAAAUUAAUUACGUAUCGAGAACUAUAAUUAAUCCUGGAACGGCAUAGUUUUCUAAUUGUCUCUGGACUCGUUGAGAAAAGGCGGCAGCGACUGUGACCUUCGGUUGCUAAAGGAAAAUCAAAGUAUAAGAAUAAAUACGCUAAUAAAACAUAGAUAGAAUUAUAAUUCGACGGUGUGGACUGUGUCGUUCCCGGAUUGAAAGGAAAUAAGAUACGAAAUUCGCAGGCAACUGGCUGAGUGCCGAUCACGAUGGCGAGGCAUACGUUUAAUUUAGACGCCGUUCGUUUUUAAACAUUGCGGUAGAUCGACGACGAACUCUGCGAAACGCUCUAUCGAACAGUUUCCUUUUCGAAAGCGGUUUCCUCCGAACGCAGUUUGUCGCCGAGAGAAAAAACGAUCCUCGAUAGCGCACGCCAGAUUAUAAGUAAUAGCCGAACGGCUCGAUGAGCUAUUCCAACAGUCUAGAGAAAACGCGGCAGUUGCGCGAGUCGUAAACAGAGUUUUUGGAUAUUUGUUCCUUCUUGCAUGCAAAUCUAUUCAGUAAUGUACUCGUGGAAUCAUUGCUGUUCGAUCUCUGAUGUUUAUAGAACACUAGAUAGUGGAUUGGUAUGGUCUGAAAUAGUCUGUGGUAUCCAUCUCUCUGACAUACACCGACACCGAUUUCACUAAUACAUAUUUGCGGUUCUCCCUAUUUCCCAUAGCUCGUGAGAAACGAAACACGUCACAUCCAUACCAUUUUAUCACUCUAUACGUUAUCGCUCUCGAGCUCCAUCCAGCUCCGGCUCAUUAUACGGAGAGCUGAGAAACGUAAAACUUAAAUGAUCCAUAACUUUUUA
Molecule: messenger RNA, 14436 nt
Organism: Ceratina calcarata
Lineage: Eukaryota; Metazoa; Arthropoda; Insecta; Hymenoptera; Apidae
Product: FERM, ARHGEF and pleckstrin domain-containing protein 1
Exons: 13
Coding region: 690-10643 (3317 amino acids)
Cellular component (GO): cytoskeleton
Molecular function (GO): guanyl-nucleotide exchange factor activity; cytoskeletal protein binding
Source: RefSeq, a predicted model, not a curated record